CUUUUGUGAGCAACAGGACUCCAAUUCCACAGGUUCAGAGGAAUAUAAUUUUCAAGUUGUCUGAAUCACUUAUAAAUAAUUUCAAUAAACAUCGCAGAGUACCUGUAAAGAAAACAACAAAAUGGCCGACCCAACAAUCGACGUAAACGUCGACCUCGACAUUCAACAAACUCUCCUCGUCGCCUCUCAACACGACAUCCCCAAACUCCGUCUCCUAAUCCGCGAUAACGCCCAAACCGGCAACCCCGCCAACGUCAAGGACCCAGAGACGGGAUUCACGCCGUUGCAUGCUGCUAUUGCUGCGUGCGAACCUGACGACGAGACAGAGGAAUCCAAGGAUGUGCGGGCCAAUGGUGCAGAAGACGAUAAUGCUGGUGGGCAGGAUGCAGAGCAGGAAAAAGUAAAGCAGGCGGGUCUGGAGACGGUGCGGUUUUUGUUGCAGGAGGGUGCUAUUUGGAAUGAUUUGGAUUUGAAUGAUGAGACGCCGGGGUGUCUUGCGAGACGCCUUGGGUUGGAGGAGAUUUAUGCGACGCUUGUUGAUGCGGGGGUGCGCGCGGAGUUGUUGUUGAAUCGGUUGGAUGGGUAUGAGGCGUUAAUUGAGGAGGAGGAUGAUGAUGAUGAGGAGGAGGAGGAGGGGGAACAGCCGGAGCAGCAAGAAGGGGAGACUAAGGAGGAAACGGUGACGGAAGAAGAAAUCCCCCAACUUGUCGAAGCGAUCACUGUAGCCACAGAAACCGCACCAGAAGCAGGCACAGACGCAGAAGUCACAAACACCAAUUACCUCAACAGCAACUUAACCUUCCAAAACGACCGGCUUCUGGAUGCCUCCCAAAAUGGCGUAAUGAUGGCCUGGGAAUCAGAAAUCAUGUCUCGCAGCGCCAAAAACCUCCUCCCAACUCCAAACCUCCGCGUCCUCAACAUCGGCCACGGCAUGGGCAUCAUCGACACCUUCUUUCAAGAACAGUCGCCCUCAUCGCACCAUAUCAUCGAAGCACACCCCGACGUCCUCGCGGAAAUGAAGCGCAAGGGAUGGCAUGAGAAGCCCGGCGUUACGAUCCACGAGGGUAAGUGGAGUGAGGUGUUGCCGGCGCUGGCGCAGGAGGGCGUGACGUUUGAUGCAAUUUACUAUGAUACGUUUGCGGAGUCGUAUGCGGAUUUCAAGGAGUUUUUCAGUGAGCAAGUUAUUGGGAUUUUGGAGGAAGGGGGUCGGUGGGGGUUCUUUAAUGGGAUGGGGGCGGAUAGGCAGAUUAGUUAUGAUGUUUAUCAGAAGGUGGUUGAGAUGGAUUUGUUUGAGGCUGGGUAUGAUGUUGAGUGGGAGGAGAUUCCGGUGCCGAAGCUGGAGGGCGAGUGGAGCGGUGUGAAGAGGGCGUACUGGGUGGUGGACAAUUAUCGUCUGCCGCUGUGCAAGUUUAUGGAGUAAAUAUUAGAGCACAAACUAGAGAAGAGAAAGCAGUUGCCAUGAUGCUUCAGAUAACUAUUUAUACAAAGACCAUAUUUCACUGUGUUCGCCCACCCCAAGACAACAUUAAGCGCCGGUAAGAACGAGGAUUGCCGGAUCAUAAACCAGAUAACAUCACAUUUUUUUUUGUCCGUUUACUUUUCAGAUUGAACUUAUUUUGUGUCCUCCGCACCCGCGUUGACGUUCAAGCCCAGACCCUGG
This is a messenger RNA of Aspergillus ruber CBS 135680, 1660 nucleotides long. RefSeq names its product protein-arginine N5-methyltransferase (gene rmt2). The record is from RefSeq and is a predicted model, not a curated record. The transcript is spliced from 2 exons. Gene Ontology annotation, molecular function: protein arginine N5-methyltransferase activity. NCBI's taxonomy places the organism in Eukaryota, Fungi, Ascomycota, Eurotiomycetes, Eurotiales, Aspergillaceae. Gene Ontology annotation, cellular component: nucleus; cytoplasm. The coding region runs from base 122 to 1420 and encodes 432 amino acids. Gene Ontology annotation, biological process: peptidyl-arginine methylation.